CUGGUAUUAGGAUGGCGUAUUUUUGAUGGUCAAUGGCGGCGACUGGAACACGUCGGCGGCGGCUCAGGGCGCUCCAUUAAAACGGUCGGAAGGGAUCCCGCGGCUUCGGGCCGGCACCAGCACUCGAGUCAUCGGCGGGAUUUGCACAGCGUUGAUAGUAUUUUGAGGUUCCAACUCGUCAGUACAAUCAUGGAAGAGCAGAAGUCUGCUUCAGAAGGGCCGCUGAUGGAACCAUACCAUUAUUUGCUUCAGCUACCAGGAAAACAAGUAAGAAGAAAACUUUCACAAGCAUUUAACCACUGGCUGAAUGUUCCAGAAGAUAAACUGCAGGUUAUCAUUGAAGUGACAGACAUGUUGCACAAUGCUAGUUUGCUUAUCGAUGACAUUGAAGAUAAUUCUAAGCUACGACGUGGCUUUCCAGUGGCACAUAGCAUCUAUGGCAUUCCAUCUGUCAUAAACUCUGCCAACUAUGUCUACUUUCUGGGUCUAGAGAAAGUAUUGACACUGGAUCACCCAGAAGCUGUAAAAGUCUUCACCCAGCAGCUGUUGGAGCUACAUCGUGGUCAAGGUUUGGAUAUACACUGGAGAGAUACAUAUAUCUGUCCAACAUUAGAAGAUUACAAGGCCAUGGUAUUGCAAAAGACUGGUGGACUCUUUGGUCUGGCUGUAGGCCUAAUGCAAUUGUUCUCUGAAAACAAAAAUGAUUUAAAAUCUCUUCUCAACACACUAGGACUUUUAUUUCAGAUUCGGGAUGAUUAUGCAAACCUGGACUCCAUAGAGUAUAGCGAGAAUAAGGGCUUCUGUGAAGAUUUGACUGAAGGGAAGUUUUCAUUCCCACUUAUUCACGCUAUCUGGGCUAAUCCAGAGUGCACGCAAGUGCAAAACAUUUUGCGUCAAAGGACUGAAAAUGUAGAUGUAAAGAAAUACUGUGUAAGCUAUCUUGAAAAGGUGGGCUCUUUUGAAUACACCCGAAAGAUACUAAAUGAGUUGGAAAUGCAAGCAUAUAAAAACAUUGAAGAACUUGGAGGUAAUCCACAGUUAGUUGCAAUAAUUGAACAACUCAGCAAAAUGUACAAACAAAGUUGAAGAUAGCCACCACUAUCUCAUUUUUCCUCACAAACCACACCUCAUUCAUUCACAGUACACAACAUUGCCUUCACUUUUAUUAAGGGCCCCAAACGAUCUUAUUUCUGCAGAACUCAUAACCUCAGUUCUAUCACAAACUACAACAGAAAGCUUAAUGAGUGCUUGCAAUUAGGGUUAAGUGAUGAAUGAGAAGACUAGCAUGAUCUUAGUCUAAUAGAAAGUUUGUUCGGUUCACCCAUAAAAUCAUGACAAAUAUUUUUUCUUUUGGUGCUGGUUCUAAUUUUUGGUUCUUAAUGGGACUCCUCAAUAGUGGAACCCAUUAGAAUUCCAAUCAACCCCAUGGGAACUCUACUCCUGAAAUAGAUCUAAGCAGAGUCCAAAUGGAUAGACACCAUGUACUUCCAUUUACCAUAAUGAUUCCCCAUGCAACUAAUCUAUUUGUUAAGGAAUCCUUUUCAAAGAUGUUAUAAUUUAGACUCCCAAUAUCACUAUCUUGGAUGACCCCAAGUUUAAAAUAUUACUCAAUUGUCCCAGUCCAAGGUAUAUUUCCUCUCCCAUUCUCUCACUGUUUCUCUUCAUGCCUAUUAGCAGUGCGCUGAUAUUCAGUGGGACCAUUUUGGAAUCCUUUAUCAUUGAAACAAAAGGGUCAUUUACAACAACAACAACAACCACAAGAUUGCAUUUAUAGAGCGCC
This is a messenger RNA of Callorhinchus milii (elephant shark), 1780 nucleotides long. It is a transcript of the gene ggps1, whose product is annotated as geranylgeranyl diphosphate synthase 1. Lineage: Eukaryota; Metazoa; Chordata; Chondrichthyes; Chimaeriformes; Callorhinchidae. Gene Ontology annotation, biological process: isoprenoid biosynthetic process. Gene Ontology annotation, molecular function: prenyltransferase activity. The transcript is spliced from 4 exons. Bases 190 to 1086 code for a protein of 298 amino acids. The record is from RefSeq and is a predicted model, not a curated record.